GUUCUGGCGCCGCGUCUGCCUCCUGCGCACCAUGGCGCCCGCGGGCACCCUGACCCGGCUGCUGAGCGUGGGUGUCCGGCCCAGGCCGCUCGGGCUGCACAUCCUCAAGGCGGCGACCCCGGGCCCGGCUUGGCCGAGCAGCAGAACGCUGGGAAAUGCCACGGCUCCCGCCCCGAGCGAGCCCGAGAGCAGCGACGACCUCCAGGACAGGGUCCUCAGCGAGCCCCUCAAGCACUCCGACUUCUUCAACGUCAAGGAGCUGUUUUCCGUGAGGAGCCUCUUCAAUGCCCGGGUGCACCUGGGACACAAAGCCGGCUGUCGGCACAGGUUCAUGGAGCCCUACAUCUUCGGGAGCCGCCUGGGCCAGGACAUCAUCGACCUGGAUCAGACCGCCGCGCACCUGCAGCUGGCCUUGAACUUCACGGCCCACGUGGCCUAUCGCAAGGGCAUCAUCUUGUUCGUGGGCCGCAAUCGGCAGUUCUCGCACCUGAUCGAGAACACGGCCCGGGCCUGCGGCGAGUACGCCCACACCCGCUACUUCAAGGGCGGCCUGCUGACCAACGCGCCCCUCCUGCUGGGCCCCGGCGUCCGCCUGCCGGACCUCCUCAUCUUCCUGAACACGCUCAACAACGUCUUUGAGCCCCACGUGGCCGUGAGAGACGCGGCCAAGAUGAACAUCCCCACGGUGGGCAUCGUGGACACCAACUGCAACCCCUGCCUCAUCACGUACCCUGUGCCCGGCAACGAUGACUCGCCCCCUUCCGUCCGGCUUUUCUGCCAUCUCUUCCGGGUCACCAUCAGCCGGGCCAAGGACAGGCGCAGGCAGGUCGAGGCCCUGUAUCGGCUGCAGAGCCAGGAGGGCGCCGAGCGCCGGGGUCCCGCAGACCCUCCGCCCCCAGAAGCUAGGCCGGCUUGACAGGCCGUUCCGCGGGGCGUGUCUGCUCUCCUCCCAAAUAAAAGCGGCGGCCAGGCCUGUUCCUAAGC
Molecule: messenger RNA, 984 nt
Organism: Pteronotus mesoamericanus
Lineage: Eukaryota; Metazoa; Chordata; Mammalia; Chiroptera; Mormoopidae
Gene: MRPS2
Product: mitochondrial ribosomal protein S2
Exons: 4
Coding region: 32-916 (294 amino acids)
Biological process (GO): translation
Cellular component (GO): mitochondrial small ribosomal subunit; ribosome
Molecular function (GO): structural constituent of ribosome
Source: RefSeq, a predicted model, not a curated record